This is a messenger RNA of Stylophora pistillata, 1822 nucleotides long. RefSeq lists its product as uncharacterized. The record is from RefSeq and is a predicted model, not a curated record. Lineage: Eukaryota; Metazoa; Cnidaria; Anthozoa; Scleractinia; Pocilloporidae.
UAUCGUCGGCAUCCAUUCGUAUCGAGAGAUGAACCUCAAUACUAACUACGAUGUUUAAUAUAAUGCAGAUAUUAGGUAAAGUAUGUCGACUGCGGUACUGCGGUAGCAGGAUUUGAUGAAUGAUUUUCCAGUGGCCGGGUAUUCUGAAGUUUAGCCGGAUGGGAGUUGUAAGUGAAAGAAUUCCUCCGCCCAAAACUCCAGCUUCUUCGCGGAAACUAGGUGCCCAAGAACAAGAAUCAUCUGAUUCCGAGAGUUAUGAAUUUUAGGAAAAAGUAAAAGGCUAUCAGCUUGUUUCUAUAGACAGUUUGUUGAGGUUUGUUCGAAGGAUUCAAUCGCGUGGACCAAGUGCUUCAGGCAAUGUUAAUCUCAUUGAGAGAAGCAUUGAGAGAUUUGGCAUCAGCAGCUCUUUGUUUGCUAAGUGCCAUGAGUGUGGCAUGGAGGAAUUUAUGGCUACAGGAGAGCAUGAUGGUGAUCAAGAGACCCCGAGAACCAUCCGGGGUAAAGAUAUCAAUAGACGAAUAGUUUAUGCUGCUUUUGAGAUGGGAAAUGGUAGAGAAGGGGUCGCUAAGCUAUGUGGAAUCCUAAACAUGCCAUUCAACAUUUCCAUAGACACUUGGUAUAACCAUGAGGAAAUUCUUCAUGCUGCACACGACAAAGUCACCAAGGAGCAGCUUAAAGCCAAUGAGAAUGAAGCAAAACAAGUCGCAAUAGAUGGAGGAACCUCAAGAAAUGAUAACAGUUUUCUCUUGUUGAUAUCCGUCACCUUUGAUUGCACUUGGUCAAAGAGGAGUAUUACUGCUAAUCAUUGUGCUGGCUUAGCCUGCAAAGACAAGCCUCAUCAUCUGGAUGCUGUCUUCAAAGAGCCAUUGCUAAAGAUUUAUGAAAGAUUAAGUGAGUCAGCAUUGUUGCAAAGGCCUGUUUGCCUGGCUACACACAAUACCAAUGACUCUAUCAAUUCUCUUGUCUGGAAAGUGUCCAAAGCACAAGUGGCAUGGAUCAAAGAGAAUAGGGAUGGUGGCAAAUGCUGCUGCCCUUCAUUUUAGUUGCGGCGCAACUAAGAAACACAGUGUUAUGAGGGAAGCAGGGCUUGUUGUGGGACACCAUACCAACAGAGCUAGUGAAAGAAGAGACUCAGGAAGAGUAAAACAGGCUGUGGCAAGAGUGCAAGAAAAGCACAAGAAAUAUAGGCUUGCAAGGAAACAAGCAAGAGUGAAAGAAGAAGAACUCCGAGUCAGGAGAGAAGGAAUGACAUAUGAAGCAGGCAGUUUUAAUGACAUUGCUACUCUCAGAGAGCCUCAAUAGAUAAAAAGGAACAACUAGAGACAGUUAGGAUAGGUGUGAGCAGUGUAUCAAUGUAAAUUUGUAAAUUUAUGUAAGUCAAGGGGCUCUAAGUAGCAUCUAACUAUAUUGGUCAUUUUUAACUUGCAUUUCUCAAAUUAUGGAAAUUUUGUUGUUUUCGUACUUACCCCUUAAAUAUCUUAAGAACAUUUCAACAUAUUUUCACCAUAUUUUGCACAGUUAUAAUAGAUAUUAUGGUUAACAAAUUAAUUGAGCCUUUUUUGAAAAUUCCACAUAAAACAGAAAUUACAGUCUGAUAAAUAUUCUCUGUCGACAAAUGGUUGCCAUGGUAACUACAGUUGGCAAAGCCCCAAAGGCUCAAUUACUUUGUAGAGUGUGUUGUGUAAGUGCUUUGUACUAAGUUACAGCUCUAUAGCUCUUUUAGAACACAAGAAUUUCAAGGGGAAGCUAGAACAAGUAAAAAAUUGUCUCCGGAAUUCAUUAGUUAAUAAUCAACUUCAUUAAAGAUUCUGGUGUCUAUUGA